Messenger RNA from Calliphora vicina (urban bluebottle blowfly), 2124 nucleotides. RefSeq names its product integrator complex subunit 9 (gene IntS9). NCBI's taxonomy places the organism in Eukaryota, Metazoa, Arthropoda, Insecta, Diptera, Calliphoridae. Gene Ontology annotation, biological process: snRNA 3'-end processing. Gene Ontology annotation, cellular component: integrator complex. The record is from RefSeq and is a predicted model, not a curated record. Bases 78 to 2048 code for a protein of 656 amino acids. The transcript has 6 exons.
UUACAAAUUUGCUGGCGGUAGAAUUAACUAAAAAAAUAUUUUUAUUCAUUGGAUAUUUUUUGUUUUAUUAGAGCAAAAUGCGUUUAUAUUGCCUCAGUAAUGACUUGGCCAAACCGUGCUAUGUGAUCACUUUUAAAGGGUUGCGAAUAAUGUUGGAUUGCGGUCUAACCGAACAGACAGUAUUAAAUUUUUUACCCCUGCCUUUUGUGCAGAGUAUGAAACUUUCCAACUUGCCCAAUUGGAUUCCCAACCGUGAACACGAUCCUCAAAUGGACGGUGAACUGAAGGAAUGCUGCGGACGUGUGUUUGUAGACUCGUCACCGGAAUUUACACUACCCAUGGACAAAAUGAUGGAUUUUAGUGAAAUCGAUGUAAUAUUAAUAUCAAAUUACCUGAAUAUGUUGGCCUUGCCCUAUAUAACCGAACACACUGGUUUUAAAGGGAAGGUAUAUGCAACAGAACCCACUCUUCAGAUUGGUCGUUUUUUCCUUGAAGAAUUAGUCGAGUAUAUUGAAGUGGCGCCCAAGGCUAGUACGGCUCAGCUGUGGAAAGAUAUGUUGCAUUUAUUACCAUCCCCCUUGUGUGAGGCGUUUAGACCAAAAAAAUGGAAAACCAUUUUUAGUUUACGUGAUGUUCAUAAUAGCUUGGCCAGAGUGACAAUAAUGGGCUACGAUGAGAAAUUGGACAUUUUAGGAGCAUUCAUAGCCACACCUGUAAGUUCAGGCUACUGCCUAGGAUCCAGCAAUUGGGUUUUAAGUACGGCCCAUGAAAAGAUUUGUUAUGUCAGUGGCUCUUCAACGCUAACGACACAUCCACGGCCCAUAAAUCAAUCGGCCUUAAAACAUGCUGACGUUUUAAUCAUGACAGGUUUAACACAGGCCCCUACUGUUAAUCCAGAUACUAAAUUGGGUGAAUUAUGUAUGAAUGUCGCUUUGACAAUUCGUAAUAAUGGUUCGGCUCUUAUACCAUGCUAUCCAUCGGGUGUGGUCUAUGAUUUAUUUGAGUGUUUAACACAAAAUUUGGAAAAUGCAGGACUAAACAAUGUGCCCAUGUUUUUUAUUUCACCGGUCGCUGAUAGCUCUUUGGCCUAUUCCAAUAUUCUAGCCGAGUGGCUAAGUUCAGCGAAACAAAAUAAAGUUUACCUACCAGAUGAUCCUUUUCCACAUGCCUUCUAUUUGCGUAACUCGAAAUUAAAACAUUACAAACAUGUAUUUUCAGAUGGAUUCAGUAAAGACUUUAGGCAGCCUUGUGUGGUAUUUUGCGGUCAUCCGAGUUUACGAUUUGGCGACGCUGUUCAUUUUAUUGAAAUGUGGGGAAAUAAUCCCAACAAUUCUAUCAUAUUUACAGAACCUGACUUUCCAUACUUGCAAGUAUUGGCACCUUUCCAGCCUUUGGCUAUGAAAGCAUUCUAUUGUCCGAUUGAUACUUCUCUGAAUUACCAACAGGCGAACAAAUUGAUUAAAGAACUAAAACCGAAUGUUCUAGUUAUUCCAGAGACAUACACAAAACCUCAUCCGAAUGCAUCUAAUUUAUUCAUCGAACAACCAGACAAAAAGAUUAUAACAUUCAAGUGCGGAGAAAUUAUACGUUUGCCUCUGAAACGUAAAUUAGAUCGUGUAUUUCUUACGUCGGAAAUGGCACAAAAGAUUGUACCACGUGACGUUGGCAAUGGCGUGACCAUCUCCACCAUAACGGGAAUCUUACAAGUCAAGGACAAAGUUCACAAUAUUAAACCCUGCAGUGAUGAGGCCAACGACCAACCCAGUGGCAGCAAUAAAUUUCCGCCUCCUACAAGAGAAGAUGUUUUGAAAAAUGUCAAAUAUGAAUAUGGAACACUGGAUGUAGACAUGCUGAUAAAACGUCUCACUCAGGAUGGCAUUACCAAUAUCAAAAUGGAGAGACAAGGCAACGUUCUAACGCUGCAUCUGGUUAAUGAAGAUACGACGAUUAAGUUUGAUGAAAAUGAAACGCAUAUUGUAUGCGGUGGCAAACAGUCGUUACGUUUGAAAUUAAGAGAUUCCCUGUUAAAAUGCUUACAAAGUUUCUAGAUUUAUGUUCUAAUAUAAAAGAUGACAAAUACAACAAUAACUUUUAAAUUUUUUCUAAUAAAUAAUCAAUAAUUUA